Penicillium brasilianum is the source of this 1025-nucleotide messenger RNA. NCBI's taxonomy places the organism in Eukaryota, Fungi, Ascomycota, Eurotiomycetes, Eurotiales, Aspergillaceae. The record is from the annotation of a GenBank genome assembly.
CGUCAUAACGGACAUGCCGAUCCCCCGCUAAUAUACACCAGCCCCAUUGCCAAGCAACCCUCGGCCAGCUCUGUGGAGCAGCCACUGAGACAUCUUCAGUCGGAUGUUGCAGAACCAGGGUCCCGUGGCCGAUCCUAUAAUUAGAGACCCUGCCUCGCCGCCGCAGCACCGGUCUUGCCCGGCUAUAAAACAGUGGCCAUUCCAUUCCUUCAUCAAUCUUUGAUUUAGGACCUACUCUUCUUCAUCUUUCCAGAUUCAAGAAAAUUAUCAUACAAUGAAGUUCACCGAUGCCGUUGUUGCCUCGCUGCUCGCCACCAGCGCUGCUGCUUUCGACAAGUACCAACCAUGGGGUAAACGCGACUACGCCUGCGUCAACGUCUACCAAGGCAUCCCCGACAACUCUACCGUAACAGCCGGACAAACCGUCCACCUCCGUUUCAACCGUGCCCCAACAACGCACUGCACAGACCCGCUGGCAAAGUACCCCGGCAGCAACUACACCGUCUUCCUGUACAACAACCCCGUGCGUAACCUGGACGCCAUCCACUUUGACGCGCAGAUCAAGAUUGCUGGCGAUAUCCCCGAGUCUGCCGGUAAGGUGGAUGUUAAGAUCCCGAAGAACCUACCCAAGGUCAAGGAUGGCUCGGUUUGGUAUUUGAGAUUGGACACUACGUUGGUGACGGCUCCUCAGAUGCCUUCUCUGUACAACGCUGCCGGACCGUUCACGAUUACCUCGGCUUAGUAUAGAUUGACUUGGCUAGAGAUUUGCAAGGGCAGGACCGAGAAUUAUAAUCUUGACCAGAGUGUUGACCGCUGGAAGCUAUUCUUGUUCAGCUUAUAUUAUUUGUAGCAUUGAUGUAUAUAGCGGGAUCUCCCAUCAAAUUCAAUAUUUUUUCUUGAAUGAUUGCCGUAUGACAAGACUUAUAGUCUCACAGCUGGCUAGUAGACUUGGGAAUACCAGCAAUACACUCAAUCUCAACAUCGGUACCCAGCGGCAAGGAUGCCACACAGACACACGUGCGUGC